Messenger RNA from Penicillium angulare, 978 nucleotides. RefSeq names its product SMP-30/gluconolactonase/LRE family protein. The record is from RefSeq and is a predicted model, not a curated record. Gene Ontology annotation, molecular function: calcium ion binding; gluconolactonase activity. Lineage: Eukaryota; Fungi; Ascomycota; Eurotiomycetes; Eurotiales; Aspergillaceae. The coding region runs from base 1 to 978 and encodes 325 amino acids. The transcript is spliced from 4 exons. Gene Ontology annotation, biological process: L-ascorbic acid biosynthetic process.
AUGUCGGAAAUUCAAAAAUGGACAGUCAAUGAGCCUUAUAUCGACAUAGCGGGAACAUUGCUCGAGGGCCCUUACCACGAUGCGGCCAACAAUGAGUUUCGCUUUGUGGAUAUCUGGGAACAUAAGCUUUACCGUCUCGAUCUGGCUAAAGGCCCAGAAUCACUGAAGACAAUCGAUACGACCGCGGCUAUCGGUGUCACCGCCAAUAUUGCCAAUGCGGACGAGGCCGAGGCGGAUCAACUGAUAGUCGGGGCCAAGUUUGGAUUUGCCCGGCUGAACCAGACCACCGGAAAGCUCUCCUAUAUUCGUGAAGCAUGGGGCGAGGAAGAUGGACCGGGGAAAGCAGAGAUUUUCUCUACACCGACUUACCAGAAAUCCCCACAACACAGAAUGCGCUUCAACGACGGCGCCGUCGACAGCCACGGCCGCUUCUGGGCGGGGGCCAUGAAUGAUCCCAAGAUCAAAGCUCCAGGACCCGAAGGCGUCUUGUUCAGACUAGACCCGGACCUAACUCUGCACCGUGUGUUGGCACCAGUGACCAUUCCAAACGGUAUGGGCUGGAACUUAGCAGAUGAUACGAUGUAUUUCACAGACUCGCCGACAGGCAAGAUUUUCGCAUUCGAUUUCGACGCUGCCACAGGUGCUAUUAACAAUCAGCGCGUGCACUAUGAUCUCGGCGAGCCGCUUGAACCAGAUGGAUUUGCUAUGGACGUCGAAGGAUGCAUCUGGAGUGCUAUCUACGGUGGCGGGAAGGUGAUCCGGAUCUCGCCCAGUGGUAAGCUCAUCGGGCAGAUUGACCUGCCCACGCGGAAUCCGACAUGUCCCACUUUUGUGGGCACUGAGCUGUUCAUCACAUCUGCUAAGGAUACCCGUGACGACGACCGAUUGCCUCAGUCGGUGCGGUAUGGGGGCCGACUGUUCCGGGUUGAUGUUGGGGUCCGGGGGAAACCUAAGAAUGAGUUCCGAUUUGCGAACUAA